AUGCGAGAAUUAUGCGACGAGCUAGACAUAAAGAAUGACGUCUUAACGCCUCAUCACCCUCAAGUAAACGGACAAGUUGAGACAGUGAACAAGACUAUCAAGCACACCCUGAAAAGGAAACUUGACACCUCAAAAUGGGCUUGGGUGGAUGAACUCCCCCACGUCCUCUGGGCCAUCAGAACAUUUAGUCGAACUGCAACAGGGGAAACACCAUUCUCGAUGAUCUAUGGAGCCGAGGCCAUAAGCUCGAUCGAGGUCGGGGUCCCAUCAUACCGUCGGAUACACUUCAACGAGAUCAGCAACGAUGAGACUCGAAUAAACGAACUCUACCUCCUUGAAGAAAGAAGGGAUGCUUCCCAAGUGAACUUGGCAAAGCCUAAGCCAUUACAAAGUUGGCCCUAUUCUACUGGAGGAUCUUCUCGGACCGCUUCUGCCUCGACCGCCUCCGGGGCCUCCAGACCUUCUUUAGCAAGCUUAUUAAGCCGGCCUCCAGUUGGUCCCCUGAACUCUGCCAUCAAAGAGGAGAUGUCCAGGGUGGGAUGGACCUCUUUCAGCCAACCCAGCAAGCCUUAG
Molecule: messenger RNA, 573 nt
Organism: Olea europaea var. sylvestris
Lineage: Eukaryota; Viridiplantae; Streptophyta; Magnoliopsida; Lamiales; Oleaceae
Exons: 2
Coding region: 1-573 (190 amino acids)
Biological process (GO): DNA integration
Molecular function (GO): nucleic acid binding
Source: RefSeq, a predicted model, not a curated record